CACUGCCUCAGCGCUGAGCCUCUGUACAAAGUAAACAGCUACUCUGUUUUUAUAGCUUAUGUCAAGGUCCCACUGCAUGUCCUGUACAUGCUGUACAAGCUGCUACUUCAGCUGCAGCAUACGUGUUAACGGGAACCUGAGGUUGUGGAGACAUGGUGGGAUACGACCCCGGCGCUCAGGGUGCGGCUCUCUCCCCAGAGGAAGCAGCUCUGGCUGGGUCAGCCGCUGGGAUGGUCACCCGAGCCCUCGUCAGCCCGUUUGACGUCCUUAAAAUCAGAUUUCAGCUGCAGAUUGAGCGAGUAUCUUCACAGAGGCCGGAGGGGAAGUACUGGGGAUUGUUUCAGGCAACUCGCCGCAUUCAUUCAGAGGAGGGGCUCUCUGCUUUCUGGAAGGGCCACAUCCCGGCACAGCUCCUCUCCAUCUGCUAUGGGGCGGUCCAGUUUGCCAGUUUUGAGUUUCUGACUGAGGUGGUUCAUAAGUCGACACCGUAUGACAGCCAGACGGCUGGAGUUCACUUUGUAUGUGGCGGCUUGGCUGCUUGCUCUGCUACAGUGUUCUGCCAGCCUCUGGACACACUACGGACGCGCUUUGCAGCUCAGGGAGAACCCAAGGUGUACAGGAACCUGCGACAGGCUGUGUUUACAAUGUGCCGCUCAGAGGGAGUCCUGACUUUUUACCGUGGCCUGUCUCCAACACUCAUGGCGGUGUUUCCUUACGCUGGGCUUCAGUUCUUCUUCUACAACGUCUUUAAAAAGCUGUUGGCUCCACCGCCUAAAACUGGAAACUCUGGAGGAAACCUGAGAAGCCUGGUCUGUGGCAGUGGAGCGGGAAUGAUCAGCAAAACAAUCACAUACCCCUUUGACCUCUUCAAGAAGAGGCUGCAGGUCGGGGGCUUCGAGGCAGCUAGAGCUCAGUUUGGACAGGUGCGGAGUUACAAAGGCUUGGUGGACUGCAUGGUUCAAAUAGCCAAAGAGGAGGGCGUCCGAGGCUUCUUUAAAGGCCUCUCACCCAGCCUUGUGAAGGCUGCGCUGUCAACAGGCUUCACCUUUUUUUGGUAUGAAUUUUUCCUCAAUGUCAUGCAUAAUCUGAAGGAGAAACAGAGAACAAAAGACCUCACCAAAGAUCUAGAGGAAAGAUAAAGAAGGGAGAAAAAGAAUCACUGUAUAAUCACGCACAUCAGGAAUACACUUGCGCCUUUUUCUAUGCACUUAACAAAUAUAAAAACUGGGUCGAUGGUUUUAUUGUGUCACCUUCCUUGUUUUUGGGCUGUCUUUACAUCUUGUGUUGUACAAGCAUUCAUUGUUUUUUUAAGAUAUAUUUAAUAUUUUAUCCUGGUUUUUUAAGGUUUGUGCUUUAAAUAUACAGUAAAUGCUAUAAUAGGUUUUGUUCAUGCUGAACUUUGCACAUUUUAAGCUCUGACUUUGCCAUCGAUGACUCAAGCUCUCCUUUCCAAAUUUAACGGUGUUCAGUCGUUCAAUUUGGAGAAGAGUGUUCAGCAAAUUACUGUAUGAUUUGGGGUUGUGUGUUGGUGUCAUGCAAUUUUAAAACAUGAAUAUUUAACACUAUAUUAUGUGUUGUGGUAGACAAAGCAGUAUUCUCUGGAGUACAGGCCAAAUGCACUGCUAAUUAAUAAAGAGUUAAACUCUUAGAAGCGAUCGUGUUCGUGCUGACAUGUCUGUCCAACAAUGUAACCUUCAGGUCAUUAUUUUUAAAAUAAAAGUUUUAAGUUUUUUUUUAAA
Toxotes jaculatrix (banded archerfish) is the source of this 1739-nucleotide messenger RNA. RefSeq names its product solute carrier family 25 member 19 (gene slc25a19). Gene Ontology annotation, cellular component: mitochondrial inner membrane. The record is from RefSeq and is a predicted model, not a curated record. The transcript is spliced from 7 exons. Lineage: Eukaryota; Metazoa; Chordata; Actinopteri; Toxotidae. Gene Ontology annotation, biological process: thiamine pyrophosphate transmembrane transport. Bases 153 to 1139 code for a protein of 328 amino acids. Gene Ontology annotation, molecular function: thiamine transmembrane transporter activity.